CAAGUGAGAAGUUAUGAAAUGUCAGUCGUUCAGUUGAGUGCAAGCUGGUUGAAAUGGCUUCGGAAAAUGACAUUUUCGUUGAUUUAAAUAGAGAAGAUAUUGCCAAACUGAAGGAAAUAUACAGAGGUGUUGAACACGCCCGUGUUGUGCUUCCAUUCUUAGAUGUUGCCGAAACAUGGUUCGGAGGAAGCGAAUUGACCAUAACCUCACCUGGUGACGCUUGGAAGAAAGACGGAUCAAUCGUUGCGUUUAUGGACUUCGGCGUUGCCGCUAUGUUCCUCUUUUCCUUGGAUGAUACGUUCGAAAGAAUCUGUGAUGGACUUCUGAAAACCAAAAGAAUAGAUCCCGGAAAGCCAUUUUACUUUCUCAACGUAUUGGAUAGAAGUAUAGACGUUAUCCUGGCAGUCAUACAGAAAAUGGGUAGGAAAAUCGAGAUCAAUAAUGAAAAUUUUCUCUACACCAUGAACAUAGACAAAACGAAGUCCUUGAAGGUCGAAUGUCCGCCAGAAGUUCACGUGGGAAGGCUGAAGGAAGAGCACGCAGAACAGAUCGAUAGAGUUUGGCCUCACCGCUUUGAGGGUUCCGUAAAUUUGGUGAGAGCAUGGUUGUCCAAAAACGUCGGUUUCGGACUGUUUUUGAAAGAAAACGACCAGCUGGUGUCUUGGGUGAUGCAGGGCGUUUGGGGACACAUGAAUUUGCUACAAACUGAAGAGAAAUACAUGAGGAGGGGAUACGCUAACGUUAUGCUGAUGACGAUCACUAAAUAUUUGGCGGAACAAGGACAAACUCCAAUUGCCACGGUGUUAACGAGAAAUUCUGUUUCGAACAACCUCUUCAGAAAACAAGGAUUUGAGACUAAGGCUAAAUCUUACUUCAUAUUUGUCAGUCAGCGUGUGUUAUGAAAUAUUACACUUUAUUAUUUACUUUUUUAGAGACUUUUGACUAAUUCGGCAUCUUUUGAUAUUUCACUAUCUAUAAAAACCAAUUGUAUUGACUCUUGUUAUGCAGUAUCAAAUGUAACAAAUGUAUUUGUAAUAAAUACUUCGUUA
Molecule: messenger RNA, 1049 nt
Organism: Harmonia axyridis
Lineage: Eukaryota; Metazoa; Arthropoda; Insecta; Coleoptera; Coccinellidae
Exons: 1
Coding region: 54-902 (282 amino acids)
Molecular function (GO): acyltransferase activity, transferring groups other than amino-acyl groups
Source: RefSeq, a predicted model, not a curated record